UUGAGCCUUCUUGAAUAUAUCCUGUAGACCUGAUGGUUUAGAAUGCUGUGUGGGAUUUAAGUGGAAUUAUACUGAAAACAAAUGCACACGUUGUUUAGAUGGGUAUUAUGGACAAAUUGUAGUCAAACAUGUCCAAUGCCUAGUUAUGGGUGGAACUGUCAGCUAACAUGUAACUGUAGUAAUGACCAAUGUCACCGCAUGUAUGGAUGUCAACGGCUGCAGUCUGAAUGUAGCAAUGGGCGCAUUAGCCAUUACAGUGAAGUUAGUUGUCCUUAUCCUAACUACGGAAAAGAAUGCCAAUUGCAAUGUAGAUGCAACAAGGAACUCUGUGAUCCGGCUACUGGAUGUAAAAAGCAAGGAAAUCGUACUCUAACGCCAUCUUCGAGGAGACACAGUGACAUCACAUAUUCUCUGAAAGCAACAUAUCAAAUUGAAGAACUCAGUAAUUAA
Molecule: messenger RNA, 450 nt
Organism: Magallana angulata
Lineage: Eukaryota; Metazoa; Mollusca; Bivalvia; Ostreida; Ostreidae
Product: multiple epidermal growth factor-like domains protein 10
Exons: 4
Coding region: 82-450 (122 amino acids)
Source: RefSeq, a predicted model, not a curated record